Lodderomyces margitis is the source of this 720-nucleotide messenger RNA. It is a transcript of the gene DPM1, whose product is annotated as dolichyl-phosphate beta-D-mannosyltransferase. Gene Ontology annotation, cellular component: endoplasmic reticulum membrane. The transcript has a single exon. Gene Ontology annotation, biological process: GPI anchor biosynthetic process; protein O-linked glycosylation via mannose. The record is from RefSeq and is a predicted model, not a curated record. Gene Ontology annotation, molecular function: dolichyl-phosphate beta-D-mannosyltransferase activity. Lineage: Eukaryota; Fungi; Ascomycota; Pichiomycetes; Serinales; Debaryomycetaceae. Bases 1 to 720 code for a protein of 239 amino acids.
AUGACAGCUAACAAGUAUUCCGUUAUUUUACCGACUUACAAUGAGAGAAGGAACUUGCCCAUCCUUGUCUACUUGUUGAAUAAAACAUUUACCGAAAACAAAUUGGACUGGGAGGUGGUUAUCGUCGACGACAAUUCUCCUGACGGGACACAAGAGAUUGCCAAAAAAUUAAUUGACAUUUUCGGCCCCGAACACAUUCAAUUACGUCCAAGAGCUGGUAAGUUAGGAUUGGGUACCGCCUACGUUCAUGGUUUGCAGUAUGUCACUGGAAACUUUGUAAUCAUUAUGGACGCAGACUUUAGCCACCACCCAGAAGCUAUCCCUGAAUUCAUUGCUAAGCAAAAGACCGAGGACUAUGACAUAGUUACUGGAACUAGAUAUGCAGGAGAUGGGGGUGUUUAUGGCUGGGAUUUCAAGAGAAAGUUAAUUUCAAGGGGUGCCAACUUUCUAGCCACUGUAGUACUCAGACCGAAUGUCAGUGAUUUGACUGGAAGUUUCAGAUUGUACAAGACACCAGUGUUGAAAAAGAUUAUUGAUGUUACUCAGUCUAAGGGGUACGUUUUCCAAAUGGAAAUGAUGGUGAGAGCUAGAAGCUUGGGCUUUACUGUGGGUGAAGUGCCAAUCAGCUUCGUAGAUAGAUUAUACGGUGAGAGUAAGCUAGGCGGUGAUGAGAUUGUGCAGUAUGCUAAAGGUGUUUGGUCUUUAUUUACCAGUGUUUAG